This is a messenger RNA of Vigna umbellata (rice bean), 548 nucleotides long. The record is from RefSeq and is a predicted model, not a curated record. NCBI's taxonomy places the organism in Eukaryota, Viridiplantae, Streptophyta, Magnoliopsida, Fabales, Fabaceae.
AUGGAUCGUGUGGCAAAGUUGGCAUCACAGAAGGCGGUGGUGAUCUUCAGCAAGAGUUCGUGCGGGAUGUGCCAUGCAAUAAAGCGACUUUUCUACGAGCUUGGGGUGGCUCCGGCAAUAUACGAGGUGGACGAGGUUUCAAGAGGGAAGGAAAUAGAAUGGUGUCUGAUGAAACUAGGAUGCAACCCUUCUGUGCCUGCAGUCUUCAUUGGAGGCAACUUUGUCGGUGCUGCUAACACUGUCAUGACCCUUCAUCUCAAUGGCUCACUGAAGAAAAUGCUCAGAGAUGCUGGAGCAUUGUGGCUCUAGAAAAACUAACUCCACAUCAUCAUAUCAUCUCAUCAUCUCAUGUCAUAUCAUGCAUGCAUGCAUAUGCAUGCAUGCAAACAAAACAGCAACAGCAAAAAGCAUGCGUUUUCAGAACCUGAUUUAGAUGCAUGUAUUAUAAUAUAGCUUUUUGGGGUGGCAAAGAUAUUUGCAUGUAUGUCCUUCUUUUGUUAUCUUUGAGGAAAAGAUAAAGGUAUUAAGUACUAAAGAUUGUGCUUAAA